Hippocampus comes (tiger tail seahorse) is the source of this 2487-nucleotide messenger RNA. RefSeq names its product CBP80/20-dependent translation initiation factor (gene ctif). The transcript has 13 exons. Bases 267 to 2204 code for a protein of 645 amino acids. Gene Ontology annotation, cellular component: cytosol. Gene Ontology annotation, molecular function: protein binding; translation activator activity; RNA binding. NCBI's taxonomy places the organism in Eukaryota, Metazoa, Chordata, Actinopteri, Syngnathiformes, Syngnathidae. Gene Ontology annotation, biological process: regulation of translational initiation. The record is from RefSeq and is a predicted model, not a curated record.
ACCGGACUAGACGUCACAUUCUUGCAUUCCCUCUUUUCCCCUCCGCUUUUUUCUACGUUGUCGUUACCUCCAUAGCUAACCCCCUUUAUUCAUUUCUUUCCAUUUUAUUUAUUUAUAUUUUUAAACAAACACAGUAACAGUCAUGACGCGGCAGGUUUGAUCGGAGAAGGAGGUGAACCCGGGUUUUCGAGACACAUUCUCAAUUCGGGUCACUUUCCUCCGCCGCUUCCCCUCUUCGCUUCCCACCUGCCGCCUUCACGGUCGCCAUGGAGAGCUCGUCAGUGGCGUCGGCGUCAUCCGAGGCCGGCAGCACGCGCUCGCAGGAGAUCGAGGAGCUGGAGCGUUUCAUCGACAGCUACGUGCUGGAGUACCAGGUGCAAGGGCUUCUGGGAGACAAGGUGGACGACGACCUGGACCUGGACGAUGGUGGGAAGGUGCCACAGUGGACAGACGAUUGCAACGACUACAAAGAUGGCAGCUGGACGUCGUCUCAGGGGAGAAGCUCCUCAAAGCCAGAUGAGUGGGAGCACAGCAGUAACGGCAGCUCAGGUUCCAGGCCCAGUUCUGGGUCCAGACCUGGUUCUGGCUCCCGAUCUGGCAGUAGGGGUCGGAACAACCAGUUCAGAGGCUCCGCCAAGAAUGGAAACAAAGAUGUCUCCUUUGACAUCCUCGGCACAGACAUAUGGGCGGCCAACACAAUGGACUCGCGCGGGGGUACAGGUUGGGAUGUGCAGCCAGAGAAGCUCGACUUCAGUCACCUCCACAGGAAACACACGCGAGUAAUGCCAAAGCACCUGCCGCACAUCGACCGAGAGGGAAUGAGCAAAAACAAGUUUGAGGAAGAUGAUGGCGUAUACUUAAAUGACAUAGAGAAGUUUCUGCCCCAUCUGUGCUCUGUCUUCCCACCCCUUCCUAAUGAGGCUGAGAUCGCGCACACCAAAAAGCUCUUCCGACGCAAGAGGAACGACCGACGGAGACAACAACGGGCUCAGGGAGGAGGUAAGAACCAAUCUCCAUCACCGCAGCACCAUUGGGAUCAGCAGUCACCCAGCCCGACGGAAACCGGCGACAACAGAAACAACGGCCGCUCUCCUCGCCAGUAUCAAGGCGGACAUGGGCAACGUCAGGGCGGACACCCGCACGGAUACAGCCAGAACCGACGCUGGCACCCGAAUCAGAAAGCUCCGGGACAACAGAACCCCGCCGGUCCCGACAGAGGACCACCUCUGAGAGCAACCAAAGAGAUCGAGACUGUAAAAGUGACAAGUGACAAGCACACGUGGCAGAUGGAGGAGCCUCGCGACUCUUCCAAGGCUGAUUCGGCGCCGGACGCAAACGCUUUGUCAGACGUGGCAGCCGGCAAAGAAAGCCCCGGCUCGUCGGGCCAGAGUGUGUCCAGGGAGCCCCAAAUCAGCUUGCUGCGGUCGUCCAAGGAGCGGCUGGAGAGGAGACUAAAGGACAAGGAGGAGGCACUGACGGAGGUGUUAGGCGCACCCGGCAUGGACCGCCUGCUCAGGCUGCUCAACAGCAUGAGGAGCAACAGCGGCGGCGUGGAAGAGCAGCUGGCCUCCUUCAUGGAGGAGGCACAGAGCUCGGCGCGCUCCGAGGAAACCCUGAGCCAAGUUGUGGACACCAUCUACGACAAGGCCGUGUCGGACCGCAGUUUCGCCGCCACUGCCGCCAAGCUGUGCAACAAGAUGGCGCUCUUUAUGGUGGACGGGACCAAGUUCAGGUCCUUGCUUCUCAAUCUGCUGCAGAAAGACUUUGCCCGCCGCGAGGAACUGCGGCGGUCGGACGUGGAGGUGUGGUUGGGCUUCAUCACCUUCCUGUGUGAGGUGUUUGGCAUCAUGAGGAGCAGUUCCGGGGAGCCGUUUCGGGUCUUGGUGUGUCCCAUCUACACUUGCCUGCGAGAGCUGCUGCAGUCCAAAGACGUGAAGGACGACGCCGUGCUGUGCUGCUCCCUGGAGCUGCAGAGCGCCGGGCACCUCUUGGAGGAGCAGCUGCCCGAGAUGAUGACGGAGCUGCUCGUGGCCGUGCGCGACAAGAUGCUGAGCCCGGCCGAGUCGCCGCUGACUCGCUCGCUCCUCAUGGAGGUGGUGGAGCUCCACGCGCACUGCUGGAGUCCCCUGGAAGCUCCCACCACGCAGUACUACGACCGCACCAUCCAUAAACUCACCACCACCACCGCCGCAGCCACGGCCUAGACUCGCCAUGUCUUCCCGGACUCUGGGCGCAGACGAUGGUGCUUGGGCCACUAGGGGCAGUGUCGUACGGCAGUAGCUUAUCCAUGGGAAUAGAGACAUGUAUGGGGGGGGCGCUGUCUUCAUUGUCAUAUGUCCCCUCCUCCUCCCUUUGCAUCCUCUCGCCCUCGUGGCUGAUAACGGACAGAAAAUGGAGGCAGGGAGCAGACACGGCGGGCUGUUUGCACCGUCUGCCCUCCUCUCCGCAGGGACCCCCCCCUUCACCCCCUCCCCCACCAGGUCACGC